UUAUUCGAGUAGGUUCUAUCAUGAUGAAGUAUACGAGUAAUAAUAACAUAGUAGAGCUGCAAGAUCUUUUGGACAGUGACGAUGAAUUACCAACCAAUUAUAAUGAGGAGCCAGAUCUACCUGCCUAUCUUGAUGACCAGCGGUUUGAUGCAAUACAAUUUAACUGGAUAAAGAACAACAAAACCAGAAGUAUUCCCGUCAAACCACCAGUCACUCCUGUCAAGCCUUUACUCACUACCAUCAAGCCAUUGGUCGCUCCAGUCAAGGUUGUCACUCCAGUCACAACAUUGAUCACUCCUGCUUCCAUCCAACACCCCUCCAACACCCACCAACAGGAACACUUGCCACCACCUAGCAAAGACUGCAGCAAUAAAAACUUGAUCAAAAAGGGGAUUCUAAAUGAGGAGGACAUCUUGUGUAUGAGGAGUGUCGCCGCUCAAACCACUGACGAUGAAGCAUUGUUAUGGUUCAUCGACUUCCUCAUGCACAAAGACAUGCAGGCGGAUUAUAGAUUUUUGAAAAGUUGCCUUGUUGUUCACCAAGAAAACUAUGGGAGAUCUAAAACACAGUACUCACAAAUAUAUUUUCCUAAAAGUUUGAACAAUUGCUUUGAGUUAGUUGUGAAAUAAGCUUUUGAUAUAAUAUUCCCACUGUUUAUGCUAAUAUUACUAGUUAAGUU
Cydia amplana is the source of this 679-nucleotide messenger RNA. RefSeq lists its product as uncharacterized. The coding region runs from base 21 to 629 and encodes 202 amino acids. NCBI's taxonomy places the organism in Eukaryota, Metazoa, Arthropoda, Insecta, Lepidoptera, Tortricidae. The transcript is spliced from 2 exons. The record is from RefSeq and is a predicted model, not a curated record.